AUGGGGGCGUGUCUCCCACAGCUGCCCCAGAGGCUGCUGCUGUUUGGGGCGGCCAUCCUGGCUGUGUCUGCCGUGGAGACCGCGGACCUGGUGCACCUGUGUGGGCAGACAUGGCAGGGGCCCGGGCUGCUGCUGCGUUCCCACUCCACGUCCCGCAAGUUCUACUUCGUGGCUCCGGACACUGACUGUGGGCUCUGGGUGCGGGCGGCUGCCCCCGGAGACAGGAUCCGUUUCCAGUUCCGCUUCUUCCUGGUCUACAGCCUGGCACCAGCCUCCCCAGCGCCCCCAGCUCCCAACGCUUCCGCCCUGGUGCCCUCCGACCCCUGUGUGCCUGGCUCUUACCUGCAGUUUUAUGAGGGCCCACCAGGGGCAGCCCAGCCCCUGGGGGCCCCUCUCUGCGGCCUGACCAUUCCUGCCCCCGUGGCCUCCUCCGGACCCUUCCUGGGCCUGCGCCUGGUCACGAGAGGCCGCCAGCCCCGCGUGGACUUCGUGGGUGAAGUCACCUCUUUCCGGUUGGGACCCUGUGGGGCCUACUUCCGCUGUCGCAAUGGCAGGUGCAUCCCGCCGGGCCUGGUGUGUGAUCGCUGGGGUAUGGACAACUGUGGCGACGGCAGUGACCAGGGCUCCUGGCCACCAGCCAACUGCAGAGGUCCCUCUCUGGUGCCUGGCCAGACAGGGAGCGUGGACGGUGACACUUCCGCGUCCCCGCCUUUCUCCCGGGCUCCCGGGUCUGCAGGCUCCCCCCAGGCUACAGCUACAGCUCAGAGGAGUCCCCCAGAGGGCCGGGGCCGCGCACCCCAGGACACAGCUUUGGAAGGGCUGAGUGGGCUCUUCCUUCCUGCAGGUCCCUGGCGAUGGGGCGUGGUGCUGGCCUCCUCUCUGCUCCUGGCCUGUGCCGGCCUCCUCGUGGGCCUCCUCCGGUGCUGCUGCUCCUCUGGCCGGCUGGCCUGGUGGCCUGCUGCUCCAGCCUGCACCGUCUGCCACGUGUGUCCUGGCCGGGUCACCCCCGGAGGGCUGCAGCUGAGUGGGCCAGUCUCCCCAGGUCGGGGAGACCACCCCUAG
Lepus europaeus (European hare) is the source of this 1062-nucleotide messenger RNA. RefSeq names its product low density lipoprotein receptor class A domain containing 2 (gene LDLRAD2). Gene Ontology annotation, molecular function: protein binding. The transcript has 5 exons. NCBI's taxonomy places the organism in Eukaryota, Metazoa, Chordata, Mammalia, Lagomorpha, Leporidae. Bases 1 to 1062 code for a protein of 353 amino acids. The record is from RefSeq and is a predicted model, not a curated record.